AUGUACUGCAACGAAUCUCAUAAGUCAUCCGCGUGCACGAAGUAUAAGACUCCGCAGCAACGUUCUCAAUAUCUCCGAGAGCAUAAACUUUGCCUUAUCUGCGCAUCUCCACAGCAUGCAACGUCUCGUUGUAAGAAUAGGAUGUGUUUCGCGUGUAACGGUGCUCAUCACACAUCAUGUUGCUUCAAAACGUCGCAGGAUGAGCAAUCUUUUGCUAAGCAGAGACCAACUUCAACUCCCCCAGCAAAGAAAACUAGCGCGUCAAAAGAUCUACAGAAGGUCAAAGCUACCACCAAGAUCAACCAUCUUAACGCUCCUCAAGACGACCAGGAUACUACGAUUUGUGAACUUCAGUCUGCACAGGAAGAUCAAGACAACGUUGGAACAUUCCUACCGACGGGAGAGUUGACCGUAAUGGAUCCCAAGUCUAAGAAACUUAGGAAGGUUGCGGUUUUACUUGAUACAGGAGCAGAGCUUUCCUUUAUAGAUAAUUCACUCGCGGAAGAGCUAGGUCUGCCCACGCUAGAGGAGACUACAUUGCGGUUACACACCUUCGGCUCAGAGCAAAUUCAAGAAGAGCUCUGCCGAAAGGUACCGCUGGAAACAUGGGACGAAGAAAGGAAUCCGAUUUCUCUUCAAUUGCUUACGCAUAGAAUAUUGACGAAAUCAUUGGUACCUCCACCAGUACUGAAGGAAGACUUGGAAUACGUCAGAAGGAUGAAUCUUCCUAUAAGACUCAGUGAACGUCAACUGCGCAUUAAGCUUUUGAUAUUAUUAGGCUGCGAUCAACUUUGGUCUCUGAUUCGCGUAGACCAAUCUCAGUUGACUUUGCCAUCAGGUCUCCAUUUACUUCCGUUUGGGACAUUUACUCACUGGCCAUUUACAAACGGCACUCAAUACUGUCCAGGUUUGUCACCAAAACAGGAGCAGUUACAUCAGAAUAUCGUUAAAGAAGUCGAGGAUGAAGGGAAAACCCUCGGUGACCACAUCCACUACAUUCCACACCAGGCAGUUCUUACUCCUCACAAAACAACAACAAAAAUCGGGAAAGUUGCCAUCAUAUUGGAUGUCGAAAAAGCCUUCCUGCAAGUUCGGCUCCAGGAAAGAGACCGAGAUGCAACUCGCUGUCUUUGGCUUUGGGAUCACAAGUCUCCACCUGAUCAAGAAAACAUUCUCGCAGCGACAACGCACUACCACCUUGACCAAUACGAGAACGACAGCAUCCUAGUCAAAGAAAUCAAAGAAAACCUCUAUGUCGAUAACCUUCUUCUAACAGCCGACACGGUAGAAGAUGCCGUCAAAGUGUAUUCGCGUACUAAAGAGAUGUUUAACGCUCUCAACAUGAACAUUCGAGAGUUCGUCUCAAAUGAACAGGACCUCAUGUCUGCAAUAGCGAGUCACGAUAAGUCAGCUGAAUUAACACCGAACGUUCUAGGGAUAAAAUGGGAUUCUACACAUGAGAAAUACAGGCUUCGUUUGUAA
Necator americanus (New World hookworm) is the source of this 1482-nucleotide messenger RNA. RefSeq lists its product as uncharacterized. The transcript is spliced from 4 exons. The record is from RefSeq and is a predicted model, not a curated record. Lineage: Eukaryota; Metazoa; Nematoda; Chromadorea; Rhabditida; Ancylostomatidae. Bases 1 to 1482 code for a protein of 493 amino acids.